CUUACUCUACUCUUUGUUCAAUAUUCUUCAAUCUGUUAUCUGUGGUGUCGUUGUUUUGAUUCCAAAUUCCAAUUUCUUCAAAGCUUUUAUUUAUUUAUUUUCAGAUUUUCUUACACUAAAAUGGCACGUUAUUUCAAAGAGCAAGACAUAGACGAGUUCAGAGAAUGCUUCUACCUGUUUGCAAGGUCCGGUCAGAUCACGUCCCUGGACGAGCUGACGGUGGUCAUGAGAUCUCUCGGCAUGAGUCCCACUAUACAGGAGUUGACAGGUUACCUCAAAGGCAAAGGAGGUAAGAUGUCAUUCGCCGACUUCCUCGAGGUCAUGCACAUUCACUCACGUGCUGAAAACUUACCCCAUGAAGUGGUGAACGCGUUCAAAGCAGGCGAUAAUGACAAGAGGGGCGUAAUCCCCGCCAAGCAGCUGCGGAACCUUCUGCAGAACUGGGGCGAAGGCCUAUCGCCGCGCGAGGUUGACAACAUAUUCCGUGAAGCGAACGUCUCAAACAACGGCAUAGUCCGCUACGAAGACUUCGUCAAAAUAGCCUGCGCGCCCGUCCCUGAUUAUUACUAAAUAUUCAUUAUACAGGGUGCUCGGGAGUAUUUGCCAUAACGUCUAGGUGUUGACAAGUCCACUUAUAGGAGGCGAACUGCAUAACUAAUAUUUUUGGAGUUUAUUCUUUAAGAAUCGAUUUUUCAUUUAUUGCCCCCUGUAUGAAAAAAAUAUGGGCAGUAAAAUUCGAUGUAAAUUCGAGUAAAAUUCGAAUGACAGCGUUACGUUUUUGUGCGCAACCUAUUCUGCGCACCUUUCACCGUGCACACACUGCGACCUGCUGCUCCUCGGUUGCGCACCUUUCACUUUUCAAGCGUUAGUAUUGAGACGUACAUAGUGUAUGCUGUGGGACAAUAUCACUAUUUAUACAGUCGAUCUGAAAGAGUUCACUCUAUUCAUGCGUUGGAGCUGACACACACUUUUAUUUUUUUUUUACUAAAAAAUAAAUAGUUUUUAACUUUUCAUACAAAAUAAUUCCAACUAUCCAUGUAACGCCUUUGUUGCAUUUUAAAAUAUAUAAAACUUGGCUACAUCUUAAUUAUGGAUGCGUAUAAGGGACACAUAUUAAGAUCUAUUUACAAAAGAAAUUUGCUGGUGGGAGGCUUCGGCCGUGGCUAUAAGACGUACCGCCAAGCGAUUUAGCGUUCCGGUACGAUAUCGUGUAGAAACCGAAAAGGGGUGUCGAUUUUCAUCCUCCUCCUGACAAGUUAGCCCGCUUCCAUCUUAGACUGCAUCAUCACUUACCAUCAGGUGAGAUUGUAGUCAAGGGCUAACUUGUAAAGAAUAAAAAAAAAAAGAGAUAUUAUUUACCCUGAAAAUAUUAAUUUUAGAACACAUGUUCCUUGAACAUUUUUGAUUAAUUUUCCUACAAUUAUGGAAAAUACUUCCGAGCACCCUGUAUAUGACUUAAUACUGUAGUUUCAAGUUCGUCUUAACAUUCCCUCAUACAAAUGUAUUUAGUAAAACUAAACAUGUUUUCAUACAAGUGUGUCAGUGAAACUAAAGAUUCCUUCAUACAAAUGUAUUAGUUAAAAUAAACAAUCCUUCAUACAGAUAUAUCUAGUAAAACUAAACAUUCCUCCAUACAAAUGUCAGACAUUUAUCAUUUUUAAAAGUUGUAAGUUGGUCAUUUUAUGUAAUACCUUGUAGAAAAAAAAAAUAACCAUCCAUACCAUUCAAAAGUUACAGUAACUUUUGAAUUGACUAGAUCACAUCAUAUUAAAUAUAAAAAAAAAACAUAUUUUUUUAAAAUUAUAUAUACAAAAAAUAUAUCAAAGUGUUAUAUUAUAUAAGUAAAACUUCUUAAAACUUGAGAAAUAAAUUAGUGAAUACGUUACGAAAACUGUAAUCGGGCGAUGCGUGCCAUCUACAGGCAUAAUGAAACAUUGCUUGGUAUUUUAAACCACCACUAGAUGGCGUUUUCAGAGAACUUUGAAACAACCCCUUUUCUACACAAAAACCCGUAGCGAUUAUUAUUAAAAUAUUUAUAGAUAUUAAGAAUUAUUGUGGUGAAUUUAUCAAAUAAAACAAAUGUAUUUUAUCAUCAAAA
Molecule: messenger RNA, 2098 nt
Organism: Bicyclus anynana (squinting bush brown)
Lineage: Eukaryota; Metazoa; Arthropoda; Insecta; Lepidoptera; Nymphalidae
Product: calmodulin-like protein 4
Exons: 6
Coding region: 121-570 (149 amino acids)
Cellular component (GO): myosin II complex
Molecular function (GO): calcium ion binding
Source: RefSeq, a predicted model, not a curated record